AAAAAAGUCGGUUUGGUAUAAUUAGAAAGUGAAGGAAAGAGAAGCUGUAAAAUACUAUUCAUACCGAAGCUGUUACCGUCUUUCUCUCCAUCCAAAUCUCCAUUCUCUCCACUUUUUCUUUCUUCUUUCUCAAAUUUUCCUUUCCACUUCAGGAUCCAUCGUCUUCUUCAACUCCAGCUAUCUCUUCAGACUGUCACUCGAUUCUGGUUCAUAUUUCUAUCUUGGUAUGCAGUGAACUGCAUACAAAAAUUAGAAAACAUAGAGGAGAAGUCCAUAUAGAAAUGGUUGUUCUUUUGGCAUUUUCUCCUUGUAGCUUGCUUAAGAAAAAUCUGCAAGCAUAAUGAGAUGAAAAUGGUAUCACGACGCCCUGCUUCUGCCCUGAUGAGGCAAAUUUUCCAGCAUUGUGCUUUGUACAGAAUUGAUUGGAGAAAAAUUUUCUUUGCUGGGGCUUUAAUGACCAUAACUGGUGUUAUGCUCCAAACUCUUACACUUCCUUAUCCACUAAACAAGUGGUUCCUCUCUCCUCCUGUUACCGUUUCAUUAGAUGAACCCUUCAAUGUCACUAUAGAGUUGACUAAUAAUAGAGUGAAUGAAUCAAGGGUCCAACAGUUUCAACUUUUAGAAGCUGUCCCCAACGUUUUGUUAAAUUCCCCUGCUGAGUCUAAUUUCUCAGUGUCAGUUGAGCCAAAGAUACCUGCAGUUUCUGUUCAAACAAGAAAGUCUUUAUCAAGAAGGAGAAGGAAAAGUAUUGAUGUAGGUUCCAAGCCAAACCACACAGCUCCUCCUACUGCUCCUCAUAAAACGGUACCUUUCCGAUUGCAGAAGUUUGUCGGGUCCUUUAAACCCAAUCAGGCACUUAAGUAUGCAAGGAAGGAGAUCAACCAUGCCCCACUGGUUACUGAUGAUCCUGAACUAUAUGCCCCUUUGUUCCUAAAUAUUUCCCUUUUUAAAAGGAGCUACGAACUGAUGGAGACGGUACUUAAAGUUUAUAUUUAUCCUGAUGGAUCGAGACCUAUUUUUCAUCACCCACAUCUGCAAGGAAUAUAUGCUUCUGAAGGAUGGUUUAUGAAGUUAAUGGAAGGAAAUAAGCAGUUUGUCACAAAGGACCCAGAAAAAGCUCACUUAUUUUAUUUGCCAUACAGUGCUCGCCAACUGGAAAUGGCCCUAUAUGUACCUGAAUCACAUAAUUUGAAACCAUUAUCAAUAUAUCUUAGGAACUAUGUGAAAAAGAUUGCUGCAAAGUAUCCUUUCUGGAAUCGCUCACAUGGAUCGGAUCACUUCCUUGUUGCUUGCCAUGAUUGGGGUCCAUACACAGUAAAUGAGCACAAGGAGCUGAGUAAAAAUACCAUAAAAGUCCUAUGCAAUGCCGAUCUUUCAGAAGGAGUCUUUGUUCGUGGCAAGGAUGUUUCCCUACCAGAAACUACCAUAAGGACUCCCAGGAGGCCUCUUAGAAAUAUCGGUGGUGGAAAGAGAGUGUCACAACGUCCUAUCCUUUCCUUCUUUGCUGGUAACAUGCACGGCAGGGUUCGUCCAACUCUUCUGAAGCACUGGCAUAACAAAGAUGAAGACAUGAAAAUUUACGGGCCAUUGCCUGCGAGAGUCUCCCGAAAGAUGUCUUAUAUUCAACACAUGAAGUCAAGUAAAUAUUGCAUAUGCCCAAUGGGGUAUGAAGUCAACAGUCCCAGAAUCAUUGAGGCCAUUUAUUAUGAAUGUGUCCCAGUGAUUAUAGCAGACAACUUUGUCCUUCCUCUUAGUGAGGUAUUAAAUUGGAGUGCUUUUUCUGUUAUUGUGGCUGAGAAGGAUAUUCCCAAUUUAAAAGAGAUCUUAUUGGCUAUUCCAUUAAAGAGAUAUCUCACUAUGCAAAUUAAUGUGAAGAUGGUGCAGAAGCAUUUUAUUUGGAACCCAAGACCCAUAAGAUAUGAUUUGUUCCACAUGAUUCUGCAUUCAAUCUGGUUUAAUAGGUUAAACCAGAUACAAAUAUCCACAUGACCAAUUUUUUCUACUAACACUAUUUAUUGAGAGGCUUUUCGACUCGUUCCACUCGCGGCACAAUUGAUCAACACUAAGGUAUUCAACAAAAUUUAGCCUCAUGCACUUGGUUUCAUACUCACUAACCCAUUGCAUUUGAUUUGAUAAAUGAAUAAAAAUUUGAUUAGAAGAACAUAAUGGCUGGUUUGAGAAGUUGUGCUGCAGGUAUUACUUUUAGCUAAGUUUAUUGAUAAUGUAAAUGAUAUUUUCUAUGUGUUGUCUAAAUGUACAAAUGAGUAUUAAGUUAAGCAAAAAAAAAAAAAAAGUGGUAAUUUAUUUUAUAAUCCUUGUAUCUUUUUCAUGAGUUUAAAUUGGUCUAACUUUUUGGUGUUUAUAUUAAAAAGACUAUUUUUGUUUGUUGCAGUAUGAAAACAAUGUGCCAAA
This is a messenger RNA of Cannabis sativa, 2412 nucleotides long. Its product is annotated as probable glycosyltransferase At5g03795. The record is from RefSeq and is a predicted model, not a curated record. NCBI's taxonomy places the organism in Eukaryota, Viridiplantae, Streptophyta, Magnoliopsida, Rosales, Cannabaceae. The transcript has 5 exons. Bases 346 to 1989 code for a protein of 547 amino acids. Gene Ontology annotation, molecular function: glycosyltransferase activity.